Aspergillus calidoustus is the source of this 1014-nucleotide messenger RNA. Lineage: Eukaryota; Fungi; Ascomycota; Eurotiomycetes; Eurotiales; Aspergillaceae. The record is from the annotation of a GenBank genome assembly.
AUGCCCGCAUCAGAGGCCAGCGAUGACUUCGGUGACGAUGACUUCAUUGUCGACAUUGACUCCAUCCAAGCCCACGGAAUUGGCGCCGCAGAUAUCACCAAACUUAAGGCGAACGGGUUCUACACUAUUGCCUCCAUUCACGGAGCGACCAGAAAGACUCUGUUGAAGAUCAAGGGUUUCAGUGAGAUCAAGGUGGAAAAGGUCAAGGAGGCCGUCGCCAAAUGCCUGCCCUCUGCUUCUGGAUUCAUUACAGCAAUGGAGUUGAGCCACCAGCGGAAAAGAGUUGUCCGUAUCUCAACCGGCAGCAAGCAGUUCGACUCGAUUCUCGGAGGUGGCUUUCAGAGUAUGAGCAUAAGCGAAGUCUUCGGGGAGUUCCGCUGCGGCAAAACCCAGCUCUCGCAUACCAUGUCGGUUAUUGCGCAACUUCCAAAAGAAAUGGGUGGUGCUGAGGGUAAAGUUGCCUACAUUGACACAGAGGGCACGUUUCGUCCGGAGCGUAUCGGCCAGAUCGCAGAACGAUUUGGAGUCGACCCUGACUCUGCAAAAGAGAACAUUGCCUACGCCCGUGCUCUGAACAGCGAGCACCAACUGGAGCUGCUCAACACUCUCAGCAAGGAAUUCGUGGGAGGAGAAUACAGGCUGUUGAUUAUUGACAGUAUCAUGAACUGCUUCCGUGUCGAUUUCUGUGGGCGUGGUGAGCUGGCGGACCGGCAGCAGAAACUAAAUCAGUUUCUGAUGAAGCUCGCUCAUAUGGCCGAAGAGUUCAACGUGUGCGUCCUUAUGACAAAUCAAGUCCAAAGCGAUCCUGGUGCAAGUGCCCUCUUUGCUGGGGCUGACGGCCGUAAGCCUGUUGGUGGGCACGUCCUAGCUCACGCUUCUACGACUCGCGUUUUGCUCCGGAAGGGUCGUGGCGAGGAGCGUGUUGCAAAGAUACAGGACUCCCCUGACUGUCCUGAGAGGGAGGCGACGUAUGUGAUCACCAAUGGGGGAAUCAACGAUCCAGAGAAGGUGUAA